This is a messenger RNA of Paramecium primaurelia, 244 nucleotides long. The record is from the annotation of a GenBank genome assembly. Lineage: Eukaryota; Ciliophora; Oligohymenophorea; Peniculida; Parameciidae.
UAUGGAAUAACAUGAAUAGCAAAUUUAAGAGCUCCAAUCCUAAUUAAUAGAAGGAAUUCAAAUUAAGUAUAAAUAAUUAAAGGAUGACAAUAUCAAUACAAUUAUGGAGUCUUAUCGUUUGAAGAAGGAAGUUGUGCGCUUAAUUAAAUCUAAAUCAUAAAUGUUAGAAGAAGUAAAUAUACUCAAAGAAAGAAUUACAGAACUUGAAUCAAUAUUAUAAUCCUUCAAACUUGAUUAAAAAUGA